Mangifera indica (mango) is the source of this 1673-nucleotide messenger RNA. Its product is annotated as poly(U)-specific endoribonuclease-B-like. The record is from RefSeq and is a predicted model, not a curated record. Gene Ontology annotation, molecular function: RNA endonuclease activity. NCBI's taxonomy places the organism in Eukaryota, Viridiplantae, Streptophyta, Magnoliopsida, Sapindales, Anacardiaceae. The transcript has 7 exons. The coding region runs from base 162 to 1412 and encodes 416 amino acids.
UGCCAUUUUUUAAAGAUUUCGUUACCGAAGUUGCCAUUACCCGCUGUUUUAAACUUUAUUCAACUGCCUUUCAAACUCAUUUACUUUAUUUAUAUUUUUACACACUCUCGCUGGCCAUUGCAUCUUUAUCUUUUUCUGUACGAUCCGAUUCUGAAUGCUAAAUGGACGAUCUGAUUAAGGGCUUGGUCGACGUGGUUCUCGGUGGUGGUCAUGAUGGCGAUCGUGAUCGUGGCAACCGAGAGGAAGAGGAGCAUUCCCGAAAUGUACCGUCCGGAUCCAGUUGGGCGGAGGUGGUUUCCGGAGAUCACGAUAAUGAUGAUCAAGAAAGACGCAACAAUCGAUGGAACAGACAGGCUGUUCAUGGUGGCUAUGAAGAGAAUGAAGGCCGUCGACGGCACGAUUUUAACCAGAACAACUGGAAUAGCGAGGAGAAGAAAGAGGAGGACAAUGAUGGUUGGGAAACAGUUGGCAAAGAGCCCUCAAGACGACGCCACAAGGUGCAGAAGGAUCAGUGGCUUGGAUACAAAAGACCUCCUAGUGAGCAACAGUUCUCUGAUGAAGUUGAUAUUGGUGGUAGCUUAGAACCCUCAGAUGAGGAGCUCGCUAACUUUAAACAAGCCUGUGGCAAGCUCUGGGAACUUGACUUAAAUCGUUUGAUACCUGGUAAGGACUAUGAGAUUGACUGUGGUGAAGGGAAGAAAGUCUACCAAAAAGAGGAUAUGGCAGGAGGAAGCUUAUUUAGCUGGCUCAGUGAAGAUGUAUUUAGGAAGCCUACUUUUUCUCGCUUUUGUUCACUCUUAGAUAAUUACAACCCAAAUCAAUCGUGUAAAGAAGUCUUCACUGCAGAAGAGAAGCAAGAGCAAGCUGCGUUCAUAGAAGAAAUUUGUAGAACUGCACCAAUUAAAUUUCUUCACAAGUAUCUCUCUUCCAAGAACAUUGUAUCCAGGAAUUACCCAGAUUUCAAAAGAACAAUGACAAGUCUCUGGUUUGAUCUUUAUGGCCGGGGUGGUACAUCUGGUUGCUCUUCUGCUUUUGAGCAUGUUUUUGUUGGGGAAAUCAAGCAGCAUGGGGAUCAAGAAGUUUCUGGCUUUCAUAACUGGCUUCAGUUUUAUCUCGAAGAAGCAAAAGGGAAUGUUGAUUAUCAAGGUUAUAUAUUUCCCCGACGUCAUGGACAGAUUCCCGACUCCAAUACUCAGUUGCUUACAAUUCAGUUUGAAUGGAAUGGAAUUCUUAAAUCUGUAUCAAGCACAUUUAUUGGAGUGAGUCCCGAGUUUGAAAUUGCCUUGUACACCCUAUGCUUCUUUCUAGGUGAAGAGGACAACCACUUACAGCUAGGUCCAUACCCUGUUAAUAUCAAGUGCUACAGACUUGGCGAUAGAAUUGGCUCUGUGUUUCCCAUUGCAGAGUGUUGAAUUUCAGGCCGCCUACAAGCUUGAAUCUUAAUUAUUAUAUCCAGAAGUCAUACAAAUUAUGAGACCGCAUCAAUGUCUGCUGAGGUAACCAAAAUUUUAUGAGACAAUCACUGGUUAGAAUAUAUAGAGACUUCCCAUAAUAUUUCAAUUAGGAUGUUUACUGAUUGUGCAGAUGGCUAGCAUUAUGUGCUUGCGUAAUCUGUCUCUUAGUUUGUCAAAAUAAACAGUGUUCUAUUGAUUUUCAUGGUUUUUGGGUGAUCA